This is a messenger RNA of Knipowitschia caucasica, 240 nucleotides long. The record is from the annotation of a GenBank genome assembly. NCBI's taxonomy places the organism in Eukaryota, Metazoa, Chordata, Actinopteri, Gobiiformes, Gobiidae.
AUGGAAAGUGUCUGCACAGCGCAUGCACCAGGGGAGGGGACCGAUCCAUCCAGCCAGCCCACCUCCCAGAGCUCAGAGGCCGGAGAGGGAGGAGACAAGCACGGGCCACAGCGAGAGGACGUGACGCCGCUCAGAGGAGGCGAGGGAUGUGGUAUGCGGAGACUGUUUAUCCGUGCAAGAAAAUAUUCGCUGUCUUUACGGUUUCUUCAAAUGACCAAAGCGACGCUGUUGUCUCACUGA